Apis florea (little honeybee) is the source of this 602-nucleotide messenger RNA. Its product is annotated as radial spoke head 1 homolog. NCBI's taxonomy places the organism in Eukaryota, Metazoa, Arthropoda, Insecta, Hymenoptera, Apidae. The record is from RefSeq and is a predicted model, not a curated record. Gene Ontology annotation, cellular component: nucleus; motile cilium. Gene Ontology annotation, biological process: axoneme assembly; spermatid development.
UUUGUGGAUAAUUUGUGGAUAAUAAUUUCGAUACAGGAAACAACGGAACCAUCACCAGAACCUACUGCGAGAGAAACUGAAGCAGAAACGUAUGUUACAGAGACCGAGAUUACAAAAGCGGAAGUUAAACCUAUACCUUUUGAACCACCUCGUUUGAAGAAAGGUAUUAUUGCGUUGUGGCGCGCGCGUUGUAUCACACCGUACAAUCCUGAUUUAUUACCACCUGAACCAAUACCUUUGCAAGAGGAGAUAUCUGUAGAUUCACUAAUAGAUAAGUGUUCAGAGGAUUUAUCAAUAGCACCAGAACAAUUCUUGAAAUAUGAAGACGAAUACGAAGGUGAAGGAGAAAUCUAUUACGAGGAAGAUUAUCCUAUACCAUCUGCUAAAUUAACUUAAUUAGAAGAAUCAAAUAUGAAUAUAAUUUCUUCCCCUAAUGCGUUAAUUUGAUAAAGAAUUAAAUAUUUAUAUAGCUCGAUUUCAAUGUUUAAAAAUUUUAUAUAAUUUAAUAUAUCUUAUUAUUUGUGUCUUUCAAUAAAGAGAAAAAAAUUGUAAUAAAUCCUUGUAAAAAUUCAUUGUUCGCGAAAAUAAAAUUUAUCUUAUUU